Priapulus caudatus is the source of this 1229-nucleotide messenger RNA. Its product is annotated as U4/U6 small nuclear ribonucleoprotein Prp4-like. The annotation marks the transcript as partial. Gene Ontology annotation, cellular component: U4/U6 x U5 tri-snRNP complex. Gene Ontology annotation, biological process: mRNA splicing, via spliceosome. NCBI's taxonomy places the organism in Eukaryota, Metazoa, Priapulida, Priapulimorpha, Priapulimorphida, Priapulidae. The record is from RefSeq and is a predicted model, not a curated record. The transcript has 7 exons. Gene Ontology annotation, molecular function: U6 snRNA binding; protein binding; U4 snRNA binding.
CUCUGGAUCGCAGAAUAUUCCUUACCCAGGGCGAAACAGCGGCUAGCGGAGGCGAGAGUGCGACGCGACGUUCCCGAGUCUCAGUGGAACGCGCGGAUGCAGGAGCUACACAAACACGUGCAGGCGUUAACGAACAUUGGCAGCCAGGUCGGCGACACGCGACCCAUCUCCUGGUGUCAGUUCAGUCCGGACAGUAAACUGCUGGCCACCGCCUCCUGGUCUGGUCUGUGCAAGCUGUGGUCGGUGCCGGACUGCGCGCCGAUCCGGACGCUGCGCGGACACAACAACCAUGUUGGCGCCAUCGUCUUCCACCCGCACGCCACCAUCUCCAUGGAGGACAGCGGACCCUGCAUGGCCUCGUGCGGCAGCGACGGCUCAGUCAAGCUGUGGAGUCUGGACAGUGAGGAGCCGGUGGCGGACAUCGAGGGUCACGCUCCGUACCGCGUCUCUCGUCUCGCCUACCAUCCGUCCGGCCGCUUCCUAGCCACCUGCUGCUUUGACUCGAGCUGGCGGCUGUGGGACCUGGAGGUCGGGGAGGAGAUCCUGCAUCAGGAAGGACACAGCAAGGCCGUCUACGACAUAGCAUUCCAGACCGAUGGAUCACUGGCCGUGACCGGUGGGCUGGACGCGUACGGCCGCGUCUGGGACCUGCGCACCGGCUGCUGCGUCAUGUUCCUUGAAGGUCACCUCAAGUCCAUCCUCGGCGUCGACUUCUCACCGAACGGCUACCAGGUGGCGACGGGCAGCGAGGACAACUCGGCGCGUGUGUGGGACGUGCGUACGCGCGGCUGCAUCUACACGAUCCCAGCGCACACAAGUCUCAUCUCGCGACUGAAGUUCCAGAGCGGCGUCGGUGACUUCCUCGUAACGAGCUCCUACGACAACACCGCCAAGAUAUGGUCUCAUCCGGGCUGGUCGUCUCUGAACAUACUCGCCGGACACGAGGGCAAGGUAAUGUGCGUCGACGUCUCGCCCGACAACAAGUACAUCGCCACGUCCUCCUUUGACCGCACCUUCAAGCUGUGGGCGCCAGAGUAGGAGCACAGCAGGGCAGGAGGGUGGGAGGGAGGUGGGAGGAGGAGGACAGGAGGAUAAGGUGAUGUGCGUCGACGUAUUGCCCGACAACAAGUACCUCGCCACGUCCUCCUUCGACCGCACCUUCAAGCUGUGGGCGCCCGAGUAGGAGGCAGAGAGGAAGGAGCGCAGGGAGGUGGGAGGAGGAGCACAGC